UUGCGACGCGUGGAGCUGUCGUCGCUAAGGGCCGCCUCACUCCCCCCCGGCUCCGCCGCCACCGCCACCAUCGCCCGCUCGCUGCGAUCGCAAUCCCGCCUCAUGGGCGCGACGACCCCGCUCACAAACACAAUAUAAAGUUGGGAAAAUCGGCCGCGCUCCGCCGCGACCGCGGCGACUAUUGUCGCCGACACGAGCGAGCCCUGCGGCGAGGAUGGCGAGCGAUUCUCCGGCGAGGAGUCUGGACGACAUUGACCUGGCGGCUCUGCGGGAACCUGCCGGGAUAUUUGAGUUGGUGGAAGUCGUGGGGAAUGGAACGUACGGGCAAGUGUACAAGGGGCGUCAUGUGAAGACGGGACAGCUGGCAGCCAUCAAGGUCAUGGAUGUCACGGAGGACGAGGAGGAGGAGAUCAAGCUGGAGAUCAACAUGCUGAAGAAGUACUCGCACCACCGCAACAUCGCCACCUACUACGGGGCCUUCAUCAAGAAGAGCCCUCCGGGGCACGAUGACCAGCUCUGGCUGGUGAUGGAGUUCUGCGGCGCGGGCUCUGUGACCGACCUGGUGAAGAACACAAAGGGCAACUCGCUCAAGGAGGACUGGAUCGCCUACAUCUGCAGAGAGAUCCUGCGGGGCCUGUCCCACCUGCACGCCCACCGGGUCAUCCACCGCGACAUCAAGGGACAGAACGUGCUGCUCACCGAGAACGCCGAAGUCAAACUGGUCGAUUUUGGCGUGAGCGCUCAGCUGGACCGCACGGUCGGCCGCAGGAACACGUUCAUCGGGACGCCCUACUGGAUGGCGCCCGAGGUGAUCGCCUGCGACGAGAACCCGGACGCCACCUACGACUACAGAAGCGAUUUGUGGUCCCUCGGAGUCACCGCGAUAGAGAUGGCAGAAGGCGCCCCACCCUUGUGCGACAUGCACCCAAUGAGGGCUCUCUUCCUGAUCCCACGGAACCCGCCGCCCAGGCUCAAAUCCAAGAAGUGGUCCAAGCGCUUCUUGAGUUUUGCGGAGAGCUGCCUGGUGAAGAACUACCUGCAGCGCCUGCCAACCGAGCAGCUGCUAAAGCACCCCUUCAUCCGCGAGCAGCCCAACGAGCGGCAGGUCCGCAUCCAGCUCAAGGACCACAUCGACCGCACGCGCAAGAAGCGCGGGGAGAAAGACGAGACGGAGUACGAGUACAGUGGGAGCGAGGAGGAGGACGAGGAGGCGCAGAAUCAGGAAGGAGAGCCGAGCUCGAUCGUGAACGUCGCCGGCGAGUCGACGCUGCGGCGCGACUUCCUGCGCCUGCAGCAGCGCGGCGACGGGCGAGAGGCAGCCGAGGUGCAGCGCCGGCAGCUGGAGAUGCUGGCGCGGCAGCAGCAAAGCGAGAACGACGGCCGCAAGCAGCACCUGCUGGCCGAGCGCCAGAAGCGCAUCGAGUACCAGCGGCAGCAGCGGCGGCAGAUGGAGGAGAAGCAGAAGCGGUCACGCGAGCAGUCCCGGCUGCAGGAGAAGGAGCUGCGGAGACGGAACCCGGAACCGGGUUUGGAACACGGCCAGCAGCAGCAGCAGCAGGAGCAGCAGCAGCAGCAGCGGUUGCGCGCGGAUGCGGAGGAGGAGCGGCGGCGGCAGGCGGAGCGCGAGCAGCAGGAUCACAUCCGACAGCAGUUAGAGGAGGAGCACAGGCAGUUAGAGAUGCUACAGCAGCAGCUGCUCCAGGAACAGGCUUUGCUUUUGCGGGAGCACAAGCGCAAGCAGACGGACGAGCCCCCCGAGCUUGAGCAGGAGGAGCGCCAGGCCCAGUUGCUGCAGCAGCAACUCAAACAGGAACAGCGCUAUCUACUGUCCCUGCAGAAGCAGCAGCAAGCAGAGCAGCAGCAGCAGCAGCAGCAGCGCGUUGCCGCUGCCCCCGGGCCCGACAGGCAGAGGCAGCAGGCGGCGGCGGCGGCGGUGCAGUACCACUACCUGGAGGGGAAGAGCUGCCCUGACAAGCCGGCAUGGGCCAAGCAGAGUCCAGACGUGCCGCCGCAGGCAAGGCCAAGUCAGGUGGAGGAUCGCUCGAAGCAGAACCGCAAGAUGCCCGUGGCGGCGGCCGCCGCCGGGGGACAGCGAGCGUCACAGCCGGACGUGUUCGCCGUGGCGGCACCGCAGGGACCAGCGGCGCCGUCCGCCUUCCACAGGGGGGGCCCCGAGUCGCAGCACCAGCAGGUGCAGGUCGCGCACCGCGUGCCGCUGCGGCAGCAGGGCUCUGGCCCCAUGGCACGCUCGCAGUCGGUGCCUGAGCAGGACCUGCUGCCGGCCGCCGCGGCCGCCCCGAGCGCUCCCCCCGUGGCCUCACUCGGCAACGGCGCCGCCCCCGCCGUGGCCAGCCCCCGGCAUCCCGCCGCUCCCGUGGGCCCCGGAGGCCCGGAACAGUUGCUGGCACGGAGCAGAACCGAGUGGGAGGAUCUGACGGCCAAGGUGCCGGUGCGAGCCGGACUCGUCUCGCCCAAGCUGGGCCGCAGAAACUCGCCCAGCCACCUCCCGGGGCUUACGCCGCGCCACGCUCGCCAGGCCAGUGCCGGCAGUGCCUUGGAGGCGAGAGCGGCAGGGAUCGUGCAGCACCAGCAGCCGCCGCGCAAGUUCAGCAGCGGUGGCUCGUCCAGCUCCGGAUCCGGAUCGCACUCCGGAUCCAGCACGCCGGGAUCCCGACCGGGGUCGCAGCCCGGGUCUCAGCCCGGCUCGCAGCCCGGGUCUCGUGAGCGCAACCAGAGCAGAGGUGCUGCCCUUCAGGUUGAAGCGUCGAGCAACCCUGAACCGUUACCGGUUACGCAAGUGGAGCGACCCGAGUUUACGCGACCGAUGAGACCGCCGGUCCUGUCGGACACCGGGCGGGUGGCGCAGAAGUCGACGGAGUACUCCUCGUCGAGCGACGAGUCCGCCGACUCGGACCAGGAGGACGACGAGGAGGAGGAGGACGCGGAGGAGGAGGCGGAGGGCCGGCGGCGCGAUGGCACCAUCCCGGUGCACGGCAUGUCGAGACAAAUGCGCCCCGCGAACGACACGGACACCUUGGUGGUGCACGACGACACGGGGCUCCCCUCCUCGCAGGACCCCUCCGGCGACGGCACUCUGAUCGUUCACGAGAACGAGAAGAAGCGCGUGGUGCACGCCGACAGCAACGGCAUGGCCGGCCGCAGCGGGGCCCUGCCGGACCUCCUCCCGCAGAACCCCAGCGCUCAGGGCCCCCACGGCCCCCACUCGGCGGCGUUCAAGGCCGUGCCCUACCCCCCCGGCUCGGAGGAGGAGGAAGAGCCCAGACGCGCUGCUCCGCCCGCGCUGCCCUCUCUCCCCGCUCUCGCUUUCACCCCCUCGCUGCUGCGUAAGCUCCGCGCGGGGUCUAAUUCGCCCAUCCUAGAUGCCUCCCGCCUCAGCAAGUUCCUGCAGGUGGGCGUCUCCCGCAUGCCGCAGAAGAACAUCUCCACCUCGUCGUUCACGUCGUACGUGCUGCCCAGCAACGGCGCCUUUCAGCCCUCGCCCUCAAACCUCUCCUCCAUCUCCGCCGCAUCCCAGGCGUCGCAGAUGAACGCGGCUCAGAGAGAGCGGCGUAAGGGCUCCAUGGUGAACGUGAACCCGACCAACACGCGGCCGCACAGCGACGCGCCCGAGAUCCGCAAGUACAAGAAGCGCUUCAACUCGGAGAUCCUGUGCGCCGCGCUCUGGGGCGUGAACCUGCUGGUGGGCACGGAGAACGGACUGCUGCUGCUGGACCGCAGCGGGCAGGGCAAGGUCUACCCGCUCAUCAGCCGCCGCCGCUUCCACCAGAUGGACGUGCUAGAGGGACUCAACAUCCUCGUCACCAUCUCCGGCAAGAAGAACAAGCUGCGAGUCUACUAUCUGUCGUGGCUGCGUAACAAGAUCCUGCACAACGACCCCGAGGUGGAGAAGAAGCAGGGCUGGACCACCGUCGGUGACCUGGAGAGCUGUGUGCACUACAAAGUCGUGAAGUACGAGCGAAUCCGCUUCCUCGUGAUUGCGCUCAAGACCUCGGUGGAGGUGUACGCCUGGGCCCCCAAGCCCUACCACAAGUUCAUGGCAUUCAAGUCGUUCUGCGAUCUGGCACACAAGCCACAGCUGGUGGACCUCACCGUCGAGGAGUCGCAGCGGCUCAAGGUGAUCUACGGCUCCAGCGCCGGCUUCCACGCCAUCGACGUCGACACGGGCAACUUCUACAACGUCUACCUCCCCACGCACAUCCAGGGGAACGUGAUUCCGUACUCCGUCAUCGUGCUGCCCAACACUGACGGCAUGGAGCUGCUGCUGUGCUACGAGGACGAGGGCGUCUACGUGAACACCUACGGGCGCAUCACCAAGGACGUGGUGCUGCAGUGGGGAGAGAUGCCCACCUCCGUCGCCUACAUUCGGUCGAACCAGAUCAUGGGCUGGGGCGAGAAGGCCAUCGAGAUCCGCGCGGUGGAGACGGGCCACCUUGACGGCGUCUUCAUGCACAAGCGUGCGCAGAGACUCAAGUUCCUGUGCGAGAGGAACGACAAGGUGUUCUUCGCGUCGGUGCGAUCUGGCGGGUCCAGCCAGGUCUACUUCAUGACCCUCAACCGGAGCUCCGUAAUGAAUUGGUAGCCCUGGGACACUCGCCAGGUUUUGCUGGAUGUGUCGAGGGGGUGAUAUAUCAGCGAGGAUUUUUUUUUUCUCUCCGAGAAUUAGAUAAAAAGUGCAGCGGCACUUUUGAUCCAUGCACCCCCCCCCCCCCAAACCAAUCCCUCUUAUGAUCAUCCGGUCACGAAGAGGGGAGUGAGAACGGUUUAAUCAACGACGGUUGGACGCAGGCGGUAAAGACACUUCGGUGGCGUGGCGUCGCCGCUAUCGCGCUUAUCUCCCCGCGAUAGAAUGCGGGAAUUAACCUGUGUGCAUGCGUGCACGGAGCGCGACAAACCCGCGGCUGCGGUAACUUUUAAGAGUCGGGAUUGUGAGUUUUUACGAAUCGAUGUGCUCGGCCACGCUUUGCACACGAACCCCAAUGGCUCUGAUGCGCCCAGAUGUCUUAGCAGGGGUUUUUUUUUUAAAGUAAUUGUUUUCUAAUCAUAUAGCCUACGCCAUUUAUUUUAUGGAUUCUUUUUCCCCUCCCCCCCCCAUCCCUCUAAAUCUUGUCUUCGGAGCGAGUGGGAAUUUCGGCCGUCACAGUGUGAUUGUAGAAGCGCCGUUAACACCGUAGCAGAUUACUUUAUUUUUAAUGUAUGCGCUCACUUCCUGAUAAAACGAAGGAAUUGGUCCAUGACAGGUUUUAGAAGGCUGAAGCUUCGUGCUUCUGCCAUAGGGUUUUGCAAGUGUAGCUAUAAUUAGGGAUGUUUUGUAUUCAACAGAAGUAAUAUUUUGCUUAUUUUUUGCACAUGUGGCAAUAAGAGAUGUUAUAUUUGUGUGAAAUGGUAAUGACUAACAAUGGUGUGGACUGGGAGUGGCUAAUGCAACAAUGUUGUUGGAACUCAAUCCAUUAAUUAUAUUUCAAAUCCACACCUUGCAUUCAAAAAGCCCUGGCCCUAGUAUAUAAAUAUUAACACAUUUAUAAAAGACACAAUCUCAGCCAGUAAUAGUUGCAUUUAUUGGACAUUGAUAUAAAGGUUUUUCGAUCAUAGAAAAAUGUAUUGCAGCAAAAUAGUCUAGAAAGCAGCCGAGGCAUCGGACAUUUCCAAUAAUAUUUUUGAAAAUCAAAUCGCAUAUCCUUGACCUCAUUCACAAAGUCUCAACGCCCUCUUUGCUGGGACAAGUGAAGGGAAAGAAUCGGCGAAUUCUCAGACCAAGUCUUUGUUGAGUGACUGCGCCAAUUGGAUGAACGUACCUUCUGCGGCUGGACAUCCCUUCUGGAGGACACUCGUUUGAUACGCACCCCCCACCGCACGCUCUUAUCCAGCCACGAUUGAUCGCAGCGCACGAGCAGGACUUCACCGAAGGUGUCUACGGAUCGAUUGCAAAGCAAAAGCUGGUCGUAAGCGAUUGUAGGAUCUUGUCAUUGUGAGGAUGAAAUGAAUAUCCCUAGACUGUAAUAAUGCUUCAGACUGGCCUCUGCCAUGGGAAUGUAGAAUUUCCAUCCUUUGCUCAGGUCCGCCGCCAGUGCACACCGCUGCAUUGCCCGUCCAGGGCAGGGAGACAGACUGAUAUUCGCUCGCAAUGGCGACAAUUCCAUUGCCUUCUUGCCGCGACGGUUUACUGGCUAUUGUGACGGGCUUGGCACACGAGGGAUAUUUACGAUUGUUACAGUUGCGAUUUUAUUACGAGCGCUCAGUAAUCCUAGUGUACUCGGCAAAACCCCAUGAGCGCAAGUGGUAACGUUUCACUCCGCCUACUUAAUGGACCGAUGAUUUCUGUGCUUAAAGAACCAUUGCCUGGCUCCGGUUUGUUACCUUAUUUUACAAACUGGAACAUGCACUUCCUACUGUGAAACAUAUUGCUCUGCUGCUUUGCAGACCCCAGUUAGCCCCUUUAUAACAACAACACUGAGCUUAAUGGCUUCCUCUCUUCUGGGUAAACAAUUUAGUGGGGAGGGCUUCAUUUUACAUUUGGUUGGAUAAUGUAGUGUACCAUUCUGUUAACGUUUAAAAAUAAUAGCAUUGAAGUAAGUUUUACACCCUACUUUGAUCGGCCAUUAACAAUCACGUUAAUGCAAAAACUGAAUACGUUAAAUAACGUAUCGACUGUUGUAAUGGAGAUGUUAAGUACGUGCCUUUUUUCCUGCAGAUUUUGUAGCCAUCCCCAAGUAGAGUAGCGAUGUAUUUUGCGCGACCGAUUUAAAUCAUAAGUUUUUCAUUGACUUUACGCAGAGCUGUCGGCCAAAACAUUGCCUGGUUUGUAGCUUAGUUUUGCUUUACCUAUAAGGACAAUAUUAAGUCCCCAUUAUAUCAAUCACACUGUCUCUUGCACUUAACGCUUAAGUUAAGUGACGCUAGGUUUAACUUGAAAGCAAUCUUAUUUGUGUAUAGGCUGUGCCUAUAUUAGCGGAUGUAUUUUGCAAUUAUUUAAAACUUAUUUCGGACAUACGAAAGCUGAGGAAACGUGAGAGGCGUUUGCUUGUCUGCUUUACUGUUCUUGCCAACCCUCAUAGCAACAUUGUAAGUGGUUCACACACACAGAUAGAUUAGGGCCAUAAAAAAUAUACUUGCAUUUUUGGUUCUAAUAAAUCAUGGAGCACAUUUUUAUAUAAACUGUAACAAAUUAUAAGUGAAAGGGACAGGAAUAUCAAAUUGAUAAUAGGGUUUUCCCCUUUUUUUCUGGCUACAAAACAGGUGUUAAGAUGUAAAAGGUUUCAGUUUGGUGUUUUAACAAGGAAUCAUGUCUGCAUUAAUUAUUGUGGUCAGAAUGCAAACCAAAAAACAUACUCUGAUAAUAUAUGCAUUGUCCUUGAAGCUGAUUGGUCCACAAGGUUUCAGUUUGGUGUUUUAACAUCUUAACACCUGUUUUGUUGCCAGAAAAAAUGGGAAAACCCUAUUCUCAUAUUUUGGUACUGGCAAAGGAGGUCCCAUAAUGAAUAUCAAUAUUUUUUAUUGUCAAUUAAAAUAAAACGCACACUAUAUAUACAUCUAAAAUUAGGAGAUGAAAAUCACCAGUGCCUGAGGACCUCGACUUAUGUUUUUUAUGGCCUUAGUGUAAUCCAUUGGAGAUGUCCACGUGGCUGCAUUGUUCCUCGUCAUUGUCGGUAGUCGAGGGAUCAGGGCCUUGCUACUGUUUGAGAUCACGCUCCUUGUCAAGUCCAAAAGCCGUUGAUUUGGUAGAGAAGUAUUUCGCACCGUCAGAAGCCAUAACAUAACAUGCUUUUAGUGUGUCUCUACAAUGCAAAGUGAAGCACUCAUAACAAUGAUUUUGUUACUUAUUUUACAUUGCAGCACUAAUGUGCAUUCAUUAAAAAUAUAGAAUAAAACAGUUCAAACCCACAUGAGGUGGGGCUCAUGUUAAGAGUUCAUUUAAAAUCCCAGGUGUGUGCUUGUACGUGAUGCUUUUACCUGCUUGCGUGUGCUUCGCGCAACUCAUCGUGGUGUCUGUUGUGCAUGUUCCCGGUGAAACCUGGCCAAUGAGCUCGGCACUGCGGCACUGAAAACAAACUGAAAACUCGCGGCCGCUUGGGAGAGCCGUCAACGAGCUGCAAAAAGCCAACGUUGGCUUAACCUGUGCAGCAUCCUCGAAAUGAUGGCUCUUGUAAUUCAUUUCCCGUUGUGCAAAUGCAUUUUUUCCCCGCUCUCCUCCCCAGAUUAAAUAAUGUUUUGACGAGUUGUAGAUAAUGCCAUAAGAGAGUGUGGGCUUCCUCCAGCAUGUGAACUCGAGUGGGGGCGGUGGCAGGGGGGGCAGCGUUUGCGUAUAAACUUCGUUUUUGCAGCUGUCCUCUUUGGCUCGCGUGUGCAUGUGUCGCGAAGCCCAAGGCGGAAGGUUGCUGCACAGUUGCUCGCUACACCACAUUGCUGCUGCUGCUUUUGGCACCGGCUCCACCGCCAAACGACACACGGAUCGGGUCGCGGCGACGGGAACGGCACGGAAGGGAGGAACGUUUUUAAAAUGCCCCCCUCAAAGGUUGCACUUUUGCCACCCGGUACGACGGAGCGGCGUCACUCGCGCUCUCCUCACACGGCUGCGCCAAGCCAUUAUUGCCGUACGACAGGUUCCCACGACAGCUCCACUGGCUGCAGACCAUAUGAAUAAAGAGAGAAAAAUGUGUUUUAAACAUGCAUACAAGCGAAGCGGCACUUCAUUGUUUCCGAGGGCAAAAUGUAGUUGUCAAUUCUAGCCCUUAUCACCUCCCCACCCACUCCCCGACUGUAGAUGGUGAGCUGCCCUUGGUGAUAGCGAUAUCCUGCCAUUGAUUUCUCUUUCGGGCUACAGCCGGUGCUGGACCUCGAUGUCAAUGUCCACCGGCCGCAAGCUGCACCGAACAGCUGCGUUCACCGCCACUCCUCCACACGGGUGCCUUGCACAGCUGCCAGUCCUGUACCGGACUCGAGUCGUUGCACCCGAGCCGUCGCACUGCCUACGUGUGGUCUCUCCCACCCCGACUCUCGCCGUCUCGUCUACCUUGGCGUAACGUGUUUAAGCAUAUUUCUGCACAUAUUUUCAUUCUUGAGGUAUUUAUGAAUUCAGUUAAAGUUAAGUUAAAUUCUGACUUAAAGCUUUCGUGACUGCAGGAAUACAUUCUAUGUGUCUUUCGGUAAAGCCACGUAGAUAGAAAAAUAAUACAAAUAUCACGACGUUUCAAUCGCAACACAAGCAAUCGUCUUGAAGACGUGUUGCGGUCGUGAUAUUUGUAUUAUUUUUCUAUCUACGUGGCUUUACCGAAAGACCUAUAGAAUAAGGUUAAGUUAAUUUGCGAUGCUUCAUUUUUUUGUUUUACACCUUUCCAUUUCGACUGAGUUUCAAGAGUAGGUAGGUGGCUGUAAUCAAGUUAAGUUAUUUUUUAUGCAUACAAUUUAUCAAAACAAAUUGUAGGAAUGUGUUUACAGCUGUGUAGGUUUGUUUUGUUGUAAUAGUUUAAAUGUUGGUAUUUAUGUUGUAAAGCAUAUAUAAUUUUAAUAAUCAUGCAUUACUUUUAAGUUGAUACUACUAACGUACCAUAAGAUAUCCCUAUAUUUCAGAACUUGAUAAGGAACUUUUAUCCCUUUCAAAAAGUCGAAUUAAGAAUAAACAUUGAAACUUGUGUAAUAAAGUCCUGCAUUAAAACCUGUAAAAUGCCACAAAGUUCCACACGUUGUCUUGGAAGUAAAAAAAAACCUUGCAAUAUCUCACCCGCGUUCUUUUUAUAUAUACUGUAUAUAUAUCUCAAAUCUAACUAUGUUAAACUAUUUUUUAAAUAUUUUACCAAGUAAGGCCCACUGAGCUAAAGCACAGUUUUUCAGAAGCGACCUGGCCACGAAUGAUAGCCCAACGAGAAGUGGCUUAUCACGUGGAAAUAUAUAGCAGCCAAAAACUCUGAACGCACGUUUCUAAAUGAGGGGAAAACCGGAGGACCCGGAGAAAAAUCCCCGCGACCACGAGUAGAGAGACGCGCAAGCUCCAAAUAUACAGCAGGUAUGGUGAGGGUCGGAUCAAACCCACAACCUCCUGUAUACCAGGCGAGGUAGUUAACAUGGUAUCCAAAUUGCAGACAUUUAAAACACUGUCCAGGAUCUUGCUGAGGACUUUAAAGUACUACUAGAUUAAUCGGUACUUUUUUACAAGCGUAUGAUUGCUUUUCACAACACUUGACAUAGUCGAUGCUUCAUUCUGUUCAUAAUUGGUUAUCAGUAAAUUUAAGAUGGUUCGCUCAUUA
This is a messenger RNA of Lethenteron reissneri (Far Eastern brook lamprey), 10259 nucleotides long. RefSeq names its product mitogen-activated protein kinase kinase kinase kinase 4-like. Gene Ontology annotation, cellular component: cytosol. The record is from RefSeq and is a predicted model, not a curated record. Lineage: Eukaryota; Metazoa; Chordata; Hyperoartia; Petromyzontiformes; Petromyzontidae. Gene Ontology annotation, molecular function: protein kinase activity; ATP binding. Gene Ontology annotation, biological process: protein phosphorylation.